Molecule: messenger RNA, 1737 nt
Organism: Pelobates cultripes (western spadefoot toad)
Lineage: Eukaryota; Metazoa; Chordata; Amphibia; Anura; Pelobatidae
Source: the annotation of a GenBank genome assembly
AUGUUUGGACGGAAAGAGAAAUCUAAGAGUAAAACCUGUGUGCCUACGGAGAUCCCCGGCUGGACCGAACCUCCCUAUUGUAUAUUAGGUAGUGAGUUAAGAGAACAUGGGUUAGCUGAAUCAUGGGACGAUAAACUUAAAGAUGUGGAACCUCUGGAUGUAGUAAGAACUCUGGAGGGAGUCCCCGUUAAAACUGGUGAUGAUGUUUCUCUCGGGAGACGAAGCUGGAUUUUGGCUUCUGCCUACAGACAAAUACAUAAAAAAUUGGAGAAGGAAAAAUUAUUAAAUAGAAAAUUAGAACAACAGUUAUUGGAAUUAGAUGGUAAGAAACUAAUUUUAGAAUGCCAUCAAAAGUUAUUGCAAGACAAAUUGGAUCAUUAUCAGAGAAUAGCAGAGAAAGCUGCUAUAAGGGUAGCUCAGGUGAAAUACAGAAAAAGAAAAGGGAAAGUUAACAAAGGAAAAGUGGCUAGUGCACUUUCUGUAGCUACGGUGGAAUGGGACCCUGAGACCUGGGAUGGGGAUAUUUGGGAUUCAACAGAUAGUGAGGAUAAUGAUGAAUAUCAAGUUGAAGAAUUAUCCCCACAAGCUCCUAUUAGAGCUCAGCCAGUCAAUAGGAGGCGUAGAACUACGGAAUAUGGCCCCGACCAUCGUCCGGUUAGGGGAAGAAAUGGAGAAAUGCUUCCCCUUCUGGAUGAGGGAGGAGAGCAAAUGAUAGGACCAGAUGGAGAACCUUUGGUUAUAACUGAGCCUGUCCCGCGUGUAAGGGAAAAGGCAGUAAUGGAAGAUUUUACCCAGGCUGAGGUAGAAGAUAUCUUGCAAAGAUUCCGUCAGAGAAACGGUGAAUCCGAUUUAGCCUGGAUGGUUAGAUUGUUUGACCACGGGGCAAACGGUAUUAGUUUAGAUGCCACUGAUAUAAUAAGAUUUUUGACCCUUACCAAAGAUCCAAUGGUGUCUAAAGUUUUUAGACACUAUUUUGAUGGGCGGGGUCAGGAACCCGCUAAUAUGCUUCAGAUAAUAGCCUCGGGGAUGAUGGAAAAAUACCCCACUGAGGCUGAUAUGCCCCGAAAUGAUAAAACAUGGUACACCCUUAGAGAUGGAAUAGAGAAGGUGAAAGAAGAAGCUAUGAGGUCUUCAUUGGGUUUUGUAGCUGAAAUGGGAAAUUAUUUGGAUACUAGGUUAACUGCAGGAAUUAGAGCUACAAUAUUAAAAACAGCUCCCCCGGCUUAUAAAGCAGUAAUGAUGACGUUGCUGUUGUCCCUUAUGGAUCAACCAUUGAGCCACUUGGUGGAUCGAAUGAGAGAACUGCAGGAUAUGGGGGUAUGGGAUAAACCUGACAAUGAGGGAAAGAGGUCUAACGAGACCCCUCGGAAGUCUCUCCCUCAGAAUCAAGGUCAGUCAGGGCAAGGAGGACAAGGUUCUCAAAAUAGAAUCUCUAGGAAAGAAAUGUUUCAGGCUUUGUUGAAAGCUGGUAUUAAGAAGGAAGAAAUAGAUGGAAAAGAUACGCAGGUAUUAUGGAGAAUGUAUAAACAGAAAGUGUUAUCUGCAAGAAAGGUAGACAGAGAUAGGAAAAAUGAUAAGAAAACCCCCAAAGAAGGGAGAGAAGAAGGGAUGCCUAAAUGGGAUGACUUUAAAAAGUUAUACCCCUGGGAAGAAAUAGCUGCAAUGGUAGCUAGCAAGGUCCAAAAUGUAGUACCUUUAACCCCUCCUAUAGGAACAGAGGGGGAGGAUUCAGAAUAG